AUGGUGUACAACAGAUUAGCUUUUGGUAACGCAUACAGAUAUACAUGUUUAUAUCACAAAUUUUUAAUUGUACAAUGUAGAAACUUUGCCAAUUGUAUUAAGCGUCCAGAUGUUAAAUUGGUGGAUGGUAAACUGGUUGGUGUACAUUUUGAAGAUAUGUUUGCAAAUAAGUCAACGGCUCAUAAUGGCGCAAGAUUUGUGCCACAUCCAUUUAAUCGCAGAUUUGCAUAUAGCAAGAGGCCAUUGUUUCCUAUUGAACCUAGGAAUCUCAGGAUCCUAGGGCUAAAACAUAAGAAAAGGAGAGGGAGAGGUCAUAAAAGUUCGGCAAGGGGUGUAAGAUUUUCUCGACGUAAAAAAGUUGGUUCAGUUCCUCGUAGUAGAACUUUUGAGGGUGGAACCACUCCUCUCUAUAAAAGAUUGGCUAAGUGGCCAGAUGCAUGGCUUUCUCGGCAAAGAAAACGUUUGGACCCACUAAACCUCUCAAAAUUAAGAUACUUUAUAGAGACGGGGCGAUUAGACACAAGAUUUCCCAUAACACAGAGACAUCUGUUUGACAGCAAAUGUGUUAGAGUCAAGCGGGGUGUACAACUUUUCAAUGUGAACGAUUAUCCUUUCCCUUACAAAAUUGAUAUUGAAGUUGCUGGAUCAGAUCAAUCUUCCAUUGAUGUCAUUAAACGCGUGGGUGGCACAGUUACCAUUGUUUACAUGGAUCGAAUAAAUCUUAGAGCCCAUUUGAAACCUUAUAAAUUUGAAAUAUUACCUAAAAUGUCCAGGCCUAGUUUGCCAAUGGUUCACUAUUUGGAGAAGAUGAAGUCUCGAGGCUGUCUAGUAAGGUAUAUUAAGCCGUUGUGGCUUAUAGAAGAAGAGGCCGAGAUUGCCGCGGAAGUGGCUGAAUCUAAGGGACCUACAGAUGAACCAGUGAAGGCAGACAUUGUUGAAGAUAUCGAUGACAUGGUACAGGAGUACAGGAUGAAAGAAAGGACCAAGAAACUAAUCAUUUAA
This is a messenger RNA of Babesia microti strain RI, 1002 nucleotides long. RefSeq names its product 54S ribosomal protein L10 mitochondrial. The record is from RefSeq and is a predicted model, not a curated record. Gene Ontology annotation, cellular component: mitochondrial large ribosomal subunit. Lineage: Eukaryota; Apicomplexa; Aconoidasida; Piroplasmida; Babesiidae. Gene Ontology annotation, molecular function: structural constituent of ribosome. The coding region runs from base 1 to 1002 and encodes 333 amino acids. The transcript is spliced from 4 exons. Gene Ontology annotation, biological process: translation.